UUGUCGAAUUUACCACCUCCAAAAAAAAAACAUUUACUUUACCACCUCAUAAAAAAAUUAAACAUCAGUUUUACCACCUCAUCUGAGCUCAGGUGACGGAAAACGCUUGUGGGGCCCAGUUAACUGUCACUUCCCUCCAAUUUAAUUCUUUUAAAAUCGAUUUCCUCUGUCUCCUCCUUUUCUCACCUUCCACCUUCCAUAAUCAAUGUCUCACCAAAUUUCUCACUUCCUCAUCAAUUUUCGUCUCUCUUUCCUUUGAUUUUUCUUGAUUCUCACUGUAACUGCUUCUCUCUCCUUUGAAUUUUCUCUUUCUCUCUGUAAAAACUGAAACCCUAGAUCAAUUUGGGUGGUUGAAAUCGAGCUGGAACCACAAAAUUGCAACACAUCAGCUUCUCUUGUCAUCUUCCACAGGGUGAGGGGACCAAAAGCUUGGUAAUUUGCUGACAGAAAUCGAGAUUCCUGACUACAAGAGAAUGGACACAGUGGACUUAAAAAUUACAGUAGGGGGUGCCUUUAUACCUUCUUUAGCUGGUAAAAAUAGGAGGGUGUUAACUUGGGAUGGUGGGUGGGUUUAUUGGAUGAGAAAGGUGGAAAAAAAUAAGAUAGAUGUACACUUUUUGAGGCAAGCAGCUAUACAUGGGUUUGUGUAUGUGAAUGUGAAGGUUCCUAGGGGGUUUAGUUGCUGGUAUAAACAAAAGGGCAAGUCUUGGGUGAAUGGUAAAAGGGAUCUUGUUGAUGGUGAGGUGAAUGGUUUCCUAGAGUCGGUGAACAAAGAGGGGGCAUGUGAGAUGUAUGUUACCAGUCAUGAGCCAAUUGAAGGGACUAACAAAACACCCUUCAAAUGUAUAUUUGGGAAUGAGCUAACCCCUGCACAAAGGAAGGAACUAAAAAAGAGGUUUGGUGGGCCUAAAGUAUACAAACCCAGCCUAGAACUUAGUAAGCCCACUGAAGAAGAGCCAUUUAGGAGAAGCCCUAGGUUAAAAGGCAUUGUUAUACAUGACAGAGAGGCUGAGGAGAGGCUUCCUAGGGCAGAGAAAGUGAAUGCUAAUACACAUAAAGGGAAGGGUAAACUCACUGCUGCAGAUAAGGGUAAGGCUAAGGUUGGGGAUGAGACUGGAAAUUUUGCUAAGUUAGUGAGAAAAAUAAAAGAAAGAGUGAGGAGCUUAAGGGAUGACAGUGAUGUGUUUAGUGAUGAGGAUGGUGAUACAAAGUCUUCUGAUUCUGAUUUGAGUGAUUUUGAGUUAGAAGUUGAUGAGGGAGAGGAGGACUUAUACUCUGAUGAUGAUGAACAGUGGUUGAAGAAAAAUGUAGACCAUAUUAACAGUGAGGUGAAAGGCAGUUUGAGGGGAGUUACUGAAGGAGGGGAUCAAAGUGAUGAUGAGGACACAGGGUUUGACAUAGAAAGAAAUCUAUAGAACAUUGAAGUGAGGGUUGAAGAGGAGGCAACUUGUGAUUCUGAUGAGCUAAAGAGUGUGGAAGGUGAUUCAGAUGAUGAUCAGGGUAGUGUUACUUGGUUUAACCCUGAGACAGACUUUGAAAGGGCUAUCAAAUUUGUAGUUGGUCAAAGGUUCAGUGAUGUGCAAACAAUGAGAAAAGCUUUGAGACAACAUGCAAUUGAAAAUAGGUAUGAGUAUUACCUUCUUCACAAUGAUUCAAAGAGGCUAACAACAUAUUGCAAAAGGAAAUGCAAGUGUGUGUAUAACAAGAACAGUUGUAGGAUAGUGAAGUGUACAUGUAGUAAGGGUGUUAGGUGUAGGUUCAAGUUUUAUGCAACAAGGCUUGUGAAAUCAGAGGCUUGGCAAAUUAAGACACUAAGGCUGAAGCAUAGGUGUGUUAGGAGUAAAAUGAACAACAAGGUGACAGCAGAGUUCCUUGCUGACAGGUACUUGGAGGAGUUCAGGGGCAACCCCAGAUGGAAGAUUAAACAGAUUCAGGACAGGGCCUUGAAUGACUUGGGGAUCAAAAUUACAUACUCCAAGGCUUGGUUGGCUAGAAGCAGGGCAAAGCUUAUAAUAUAUGGCUCUUCAUCAGAGCAAUACUCAAAGGUUUGGGACUAUGGGAAGGCACUGCUGAAAUGGAACCCAGGGAGUGAGUGUAAUGUGGUGGUGGAUGAUAUUAAUCAAAUUGAAAGACCAAUUUUUAUGAGGAUGUUUGUGUGCUUAGCUGCACUUAGGGAUGGAUUCAUUUCUGGUUGCAGACCAGUAAUUGGGGUGGAUGGGUGCCAUCUAAAAGGGGCAUACCCUGGGCAGAUCUUGGUUGCAGUUGGAAAAGAUGGCAAUAAUUCCAUCUUCCCAAUUGCUUGGGCAACUGCAGAGAUUGAGAACAAGGACAGCUAGUGCUGGUUUCUGGAGAGCUUGCUCAAGGCACUUUGUGUGUAUGACCAAGGAGAUGGCUUGACUUUUAUGUCUGACAGACAGAAAGGUCUCAUAGAAGCAUUUGCAGAUGUGGCCCCCAAAGCUGAGCUCAGAUUUUGUGUGAGGCAUAUUUGGUCAAAUUUCAAACUGAAAUUUCAUGGUGCAACUUUCAAGGAAUUGUUCUGGGCUGCUGCUAGGGCAAGCACUCUGGUAAGCUUCUAUUUAGGUUCUUUUAUGUCAGUUUUAUGGUGAACUAUAAUGUAUGCUAGGAACAUUUAGUUUUGCACAUAUUUACAUGUCUUUCUAUUUUGUGAAAACUGUAUGCCAUGUGUCUAUGUUGUGUUGAAUGGUUGUCAUGUGUGUGGUUGUAUCAGUUUGAGUUUGAAGUUGCUAUGUAAAGUAUCAAUUUUUUGGAUGAAGAAGCAUACCAGUGGUUGUCAAACAUUGACCCCCAGCACUGGUCAAGGCAUGCUUUCUCUACAA
Messenger RNA from Chenopodium quinoa (quinoa), 2837 nucleotides. RefSeq lists its product as uncharacterized. The transcript is spliced from 3 exons. Bases 474 to 1415 code for a protein of 313 amino acids. The record is from RefSeq and is a predicted model, not a curated record. Lineage: Eukaryota; Viridiplantae; Streptophyta; Magnoliopsida; Caryophyllales; Amaranthaceae.